Messenger RNA from Caenorhabditis angaria, 372 nucleotides. The record is from the annotation of a GenBank genome assembly. Lineage: Eukaryota; Metazoa; Nematoda; Chromadorea; Rhabditida; Rhabditidae.
AUGAAAUUCUUGAUUCUCUCUGUUUGCAUUUUGGCAGUUUCUGUCUAUUGUGGGGAUUAUGCUGGAGGAGGUGCAGCUGCAGGUGGAUAUUCUGGAGGUGGAGGAGAUGCUGCGGCUGCUGCACCAGCCCCAGCCGCUGAAGCUGCUCCAGCUCCAGCUGCCGAAGCUGCACCUGCACCAGCUGCUGAUGCUGGAGCUGCUUCUGGUGGUUCAUAUGGGGGAGAUGCUGGAGCUGCAGCUGCUGCACCAGCACCUGAAGCUGCUCCAGCUCCGGCUGCCGCAGGAGGUGAAGGAUAUGCCGGAGGAGCUGCUGGAGGAGGUGGUGGAGCUUAUCCAUCAAAAGCGAAAAUGGCCAAAUUCUUCAGAAUCUAA